AGCGCGGCUUUUGGCUAGUGCGGCUAGUGGUGUGGAUCUUGACUCUACUCUCUUGACUUACAAGAUCUAGAUCUAGAUCUACUAGACUUCAGCUGCUAUAAAAAUAACAGACAGGUCGUAUGAGACCUUAGAGUAAUUGACUAAAGAUGGAUAUUCAGCUCCUUAGAAGACCAGUUCCUCACAAAAAUUGAUGCCCAGCACAAACAAUUCAUCAGUAAAAAUGGAAUUUCCUAUUGAAAUGAAACCGGAUAUCUUAAAUAUUCCUUCAUUCUCUUCUGAGUCUAUGUGUGACAUUAAGAAUAAAAUCAAGUCAGAGAUUAUUGAUGAUAAAAGCUUUUUUUUCGAACAAGCGUGUUUUAAUGAACUUCAAACUUGUGUUGAAGCAAUUACUUACAGAGACUGUUUAAAGUAUGGCAAUACUUUCACUUGUAACUUGUGUAACAAAAGAUAUAUUUCAAUGAAAUCUUUUGAAACGCAUCUGAUGCGGCAUUUAUCAGGCAAAUCGCAAGCAAGUUUAGCUCAGAUGGAAUCCAUUUUAGAGUCCAGAGGCAAAAGAAAUAAUCGACAUGUAUUUAAAAAUAUUGGUAGUAAAGAAAUAAAGCCUGCUUUCAUUUGUGAUGUUUGUGGUAAAUCAUAUAUUUGCAAAUCUAGUUUGGAAAUACAUUAUGCCAGGCACACAAAAUUAAAGAAUUACGAUUGUUAUAAAUGUCGUCAAGUAUUUUAUAAUGCAGGUUCUUUGAAAGAACAUAUUUUUUUGCACUCAGUUUACACUAACUCUUUCAAAAGUGGCCUUCCUGUUGUUUGUGACUUGUGCAACCAACAUUUAAAUAAAAUGGAUUGUAUCAAAAAGCAUAUGCAGAAGCAUUUAACAGAGAAGCCUCAACCUAAAAAAAUAUCUUUGAAGAAAAGAAAGAGAAAAAGGCCUUGCAUUUGCGAUAUUUGUGGGAAAAUAUAUUCCUGUGACAGCCUUUUAAAACAACAUUAUGUUGUGCACACAAAAGUGAAACUUUAUCUUUGUGAUGUAUGUGGUAAAUCUUAUGCUUCUAAAACUUGUUUAAAUAACCAUUAUAAAUUGCAUUCAAAUUCAAUGCAAAAAAAAUACACUUGUGUGCAGUGUGGUUCAACUUUUUUAAACAUACAUUGUUUAUAUAAACAUCGACGUUUGCAUAUAAAAGUAAAAGCUCACAAAUGUAAUGAGUGUGAUAAAACUUUUUCUAUUCCUGCAUAUUUAAGAAUACAUAUCCGUCGUGUCCACACAAAAGAUAAUCCUUUUCCUUGUGAGCAUUGUGAUAAAUCUUUUUUUUUUAAGAGUAUGCUAAAUCGACACUUAGCUGUGCAUACUACAGCACAGCCUUUUCUGUGUACUAUUUGUGGGAAAUUAUUUAAACGUAAAACCAGUUUGAGAGACCAUUUCCUGCGACAUAAAAAAAGAAAUCAGGUGCCGGAUGAUUGAUGCUUAAUGGUGUUAUAAUAUAAGAUCCAGUUGUGCAUAUUGUAAGAAAAGUCUUACAUGUUUAAUCCUGAAGGUUGAUUGAUUGUGGAUAAAUAAGUUGACAUAAUCUUGUGUAAAUGAUUGCUAAUCUUGCUUGCAAAUUAUGUGAAAGGAACAUUUUUUUUAUUCUUUUAGAGAUUCAACAAAAGUCUCACUCUAUAAUUGUCUCUUCAGACAUUUACAGUUAUUCAAGGACUGGUUUCUGCAGCUAUUAAUUUUCUUUGAACAUUGCCUUAAAACAAGCCUUUUGUAUAUAUUUUUUAUGCCAAAUUAUUUUCUAAAUAAAUCUGUAUGUUUUACACAUGAUGAAAUAGUAAAGACCUUUGCAGGAUAACUUUCUUUCAGCAGUUUGUGAGAAUGUAGUAGAAUGGGUUUUUUUAUGGACAGCUUUUUUAAAACCCAUGGAACAAUGAUGUAAAUUAUUGUAAUUAGUACUUUGUGCUUAUUACAUUCCUAUCUCACUUGACACUUUUAAUAUGACAUUAUUUGUUCUAAGAAGAAUUUUUAAUACGAUUGUUUAAGUGAGCAUGUUUGUCACAUGACAAGAUACAAGGAGGUUUUCCCAGACAAAGUAAUUGUGUUGAAGUUAGAAUUAGGGUUUGGCUGGAGCCAUUGUGAUGAUAGAAGCUAAUAGAAAGUUUUGUACUCUGUAGAUGGCUAACACAAUAACAUCUAAGGAUAUGAUUUAUAUUAAACUUGUUUUGCUGCUGGUUCUUUUUUUAAGUUUCAUGAUUUUGUAUACAGACUUUAGGGCGGUAGAAAAUUCAAAGUAUCAUCAUAUAUUUAAAAUGUUAACAGUAUGACAGAUUUUUAUAAGUAACAAUUUUUAAA
Messenger RNA from Physella acuta, 2323 nucleotides. Its product is annotated as zinc finger protein 184. NCBI's taxonomy places the organism in Eukaryota, Metazoa, Mollusca, Gastropoda, Physidae. The record is from RefSeq and is a predicted model, not a curated record. Gene Ontology annotation, biological process: regulation of DNA-templated transcription. Gene Ontology annotation, molecular function: RNA polymerase II cis-regulatory region sequence-specific DNA binding; DNA-binding transcription factor activity, RNA polymerase II-specific.